AUGCAGUUCAGCCUGUUGUUCGGCCUGGGUCUGAUCCAUUGGCCGCUGGCCUGGCCAAUGCUCAGCUAUAGACCGUGCAACGAGUCCGUUGUGGCAGUAGCGCUCUCGCAGAUCAUCCAUGGCCUGCAGCCCAGACAGCUGGCCAUAUUGGCCAUGCCCCGCUCACGUUUGCUAAGUGUGGAUUGUGCGAAUAACGACACCAUCCAAGUGGAUGACUUUAUACAGCGAGUGCAUAAGCUCUACUACAAGUCCGUCAUCUUUUAUGACACCGAGCUGUUCUUUGACUAUAUCGAGGCGAAUCUGCUGGGCGCCAUCGAGUGCGUCAAUUUGAUAUUCCACGAACCGGAUGAGCUAUCGGCGCGCAUACAGGAACGUCGACUGGCCCAUCGGCUCAGUCUGUACAUCUUCUAUUGGGGCGCCAGCAAGCCGCCGAAUGCGACGCGCGUCAGCUUUGAGCAGCCGAUGCGAGCUGUGGUCAUCACACGGCCGCGUCCCAAAGCAUUUCGCAUCUAUUACAAUCAGGCAAUGCCCACGGCCAAAAGCCAACUGCGCUUGGUCAACUGGUACGAUGGCGAAAAUCUGGGCCUACAGAAGACCCCACUCUUGCCCAGCGCUGCAACAGUCUAUGCCAAUUUUCAAGGUCGCCUCUUUCAUGUGCCCGUCUUUCAUUCGCCGCCUUGGUUUUGGGUGAGCUACAACAAUGACAGCAACAACAUUGGCAACGGCACCGAGGAGGAGUUCGAGAAUGCGGGCUAUAAAAAGGCGAAUGUGACGGGAGGUCGAGAUCAUCAAUUGCUUGUGCUAUUGCGGCAGCAUAUGAACUUUACAUUCGAAUACAUUGAAGCGCCAGGCAGGACGCAGGGAUCACUGCGAGGCACCGACGACAAUGGCGAGGCCAACGACAGCUUCACCGGUGGCAUCGGCAUGCUUCAGAGUGGUCUGGCGGACUUCUUUCUGGGUGAUGUGGGUCUCAGUUGGGAGCGUCGCAAGGCGAUUGAGUUCUCAUUCUUUACGCUCGCCGAUUCGGGCGCCUUUGCCACACACGCGCCGCGUCGCCUCAACGAGGCGUUGGCCAUAAUGCGUCCCUUUAAGCUCGACAUAUGGCCAUAUCUCAUUCUGACCAUUGUGUUCUCGGGCCCGAUAUUCUAUGGCAUUAUUAUCAUGCCCUACAAAUGGCGCCGGCAUCCGAUCGCCAUGGACGUGGAGCGGCUCGGUGAUUUUCGCGUAUAUAUGGCCUACAUCAAGGAAAUAACGCCCUGCGUGCUCAAGGUCAGACACAUUCGGCACAUUCAUGCGCAGACUACGCCAGAGAUGCCACCACAGCUUUUUCAGCGCUGCAUUUGGUUCACGCUGCGUCUGUUCCUCAAGCAAUCUUGCCAUGAGCUCUACCAUGACUAUCGCACCAAGUUCCUGACCAUAGUCUAUUGGGUAGCUGCCACCUAUGUGUUGGCUGAUGUAUAUUCGGCGCAGCUCACCUCGCAGUUUGCGCGUCCGGCUCAUGAGGCGCCCAUCAAUACAUUGCAGCGCCUGCAGGCAGCCAUGCUACGGGAUGGCUAUCGAUUGUAUGUGGAAAAGGAGAGCAGUUCGCUGGAGAUGCUCGAGAACGGCACAGAACUGUUUAGGCAAUUGUAUGCAGAGAUGCGUCAACAGCAGCCGAAUGAUCAUCAGGGCUUUCUCAUUGAUUCCGUGGAGGCGGGCAUCAAGCUGAUUGCCGAUGGCAGGGAGAACAAGGCGGUGCUUGGCGGGCGUGAAACACUCUACUUUAAUAUACAGCAAUACGGAGCCAAGAACUUUCAGCUCAGCCAGAAGCUCUAUACGCGCUACUCCGCGGUGGCUGUGCAGAUUGGCUGCCCCUUCUUGGAUAGUCUAAACGAUGUUUUGAUGCAUCUGUUCGAAGGCGGCAUAUUGGAGAAGAUGACGACCGGAGAAUACGAGGCGCAAGCACGGCAAAUGACCAAGGAUCAGGCGCUACAAUCUAAGGAGCUGGCUGCCGUCGAGAAUGCUAAUGCCAAUGCGAACGCCAACAUCAAGAGCAAUGAGGCAAAGACACAGCCACAGCAUACCCAGGACAAUGAGAUGAUCAGCGCUCUGAACCUACGCAUGCUCCAAGGCGCAUUCAUUGCCCUCGGCGUGGGCUUUGUCACAGCAGCUCUAAUGCUCUUGCUGGAGCUCUUCUGUCGACGCUUGAAUCUGGGGCUGUCGCUGCGACGUUGGCGGCUGCGUUGGCUGCGUCGCUGGCGUCGCGUCAAGCGGAUGCUGCGACAGCUAACCGUGCGAAUCUUUGCACUGAAUUUGGGUUGA
Messenger RNA from Drosophila hydei, 2301 nucleotides. It is a transcript of the gene Ir40a, whose product is annotated as ionotropic receptor 40a. Gene Ontology annotation, cellular component: membrane. Bases 1 to 2301 code for a protein of 766 amino acids. Gene Ontology annotation, molecular function: ligand-gated monoatomic ion channel activity. The record is from RefSeq and is a predicted model, not a curated record. The transcript has 7 exons. NCBI's taxonomy places the organism in Eukaryota, Metazoa, Arthropoda, Insecta, Diptera, Drosophilidae.